CGCAGAGAGGUGAUGAAACUUGGCCAAGGUCAUACAGGUAGUAAGUGGCAAAGCAGAAUUUGAACUCGCAUCCUGGGACUGGGCAUCUGACAAUCCUCACCUGAGGAAUCAAAGCCUGAGGGGUUCUGGGGGAUCCGAGAUUUAGAGGAUAGGGAGCAUAGGUCCAUGUCUCUUUUCUCUGUCUCUCCCACUCCAUCUGUUUGUCUCUCUGUCCUGUCCCUGGUUCUAGGCCCCUCCCUGCCCUGGAUUCUUCUUUGAGGACACACUUUGCUUAUUACAUUAGAUAAGGUUCCCACCCAUAUGGGUGCUUUUCUGUGGCUCUCUUCUUUCCAUCUCCACCUGUCUGAGUGGGGCAGGAUGCUUGGCCUGCCCUGGGUGGCUACGUGUGUUUAUGUCUUUGGUGGGUGGGGGACUCUGGGUUUGUCUACCAGCCCUUCCUUCUUCUCCCCUCCCCAAUUCCUCACCUUCUGACACCCCUUGGUUUCAGGGCUUUAGUGAUGAAAGCAGGAAAUGGCCUGGAGCCAGGAUGCCUGGGACCCAGCAGAGUAGCUCCUCCUUAAAUACCAAAAUGAUGUGGCCCCACCUUCAGGAAACUCACAACCGUAAAAGAUACACAGAGAUGGACAGACCAACCGACGGAGAGAUGGAUGGACGUGCCGCGGAAGGAGGAAUGGCCAGCCAGCCAGAUGGAAGGCCUGAUGGGCAGAAGGAACCACCGAGACCCCCUUCUCCCCCGUUUCCACCACGGGCUCCCUCGCCCCCACCGCCUCUGUCUCCUGCCUCUAUCGGCGUGCCCCCUUCGCCAGGGCCAUCGGAACAAGGUGCCCGCCAGCUGCUGCUGGACGAGUGGGGGACGCCCGGAGCGGAACUGAACCUGCCGGAGGGCCUCAGCUGGAAGCUUCUCUACGUGCGGAGACCACUCUAUCGCAACUUGCUGCGGUCGCCGAACCCCGAGGGCAUCAACAUCUAUGAACCACCACCCCCCUGUGGCCCUGCUCGGCCCCUGGAGACUCUGGGUAACUUUAGUGGAUGGCAAAUCAGCACUGAGAAACUGCUCCCCAACUUCAGCUGGACCGUGAAGCAACAGUGCGUGGACCUUUUGGCUGAAGGCCUGUGGGAGGAGCUGCUAGAUGAUGAGCAGCCAGCCAUCACUGUCAUGGACUGGUUUGAGGACAGCCGCCUGGAUGUGUGUGUAUAUGAGCUCCACGUCUGGCUCCUGGCUGCUGACAGACGGACUGUCCUCCGGCAGUACCAUGCCGCUCCCCGACCCUCUCCACGGGGCCCAGGUGGACGCUGGUGCCAGGUGUCUCAUGUAUUCAAACACUAUGGCCCAGGAGUCCGAUUCAUUCACUUCCUGCACAAGGUGAAGAACCGUCUGGGCUCUGAUGGGUUCCGGAGAACCCGGGUGACCGACUCUUCAGUGUCCCUGCAGCUACAGAAUUAACCUGUCAUCCCCACCCCCCCAUCUCUGCCCCAGUGACCCUAUCCACCACGCAUAUAUACAAGGAACCUUCUGGUGACCUCCCCAUCAUUUUCCUGGAAGGACCUCUCUUUUUUGUUUUAGUCAGGACAUGUGAUAUCAUCGGGGUAGGGAACUCCUCUUAUGGACACUCCCUCUUCCUAUGUUGCCAGACAUAUUUUCUUGGAAUUUCCUGAGUCGCUGAAAGAUUGACUUACCUGGGAUCAUACAGCCAAUAUGUAUCAAAGCUAGAACCUGACUCCAAGACUGGCCCUCUACCCACAGGGCCACGCUUCCUUAGCUCCUGCCUCUUCCCUGCAGGAUACCUCCUCUCCCUGCAAGUAUAUUGCUGAGCACCCUCAUCUUAGCCCAGAUAUUUUCCCAGAAAACCAACAACAAUCCAUCUCAAAUAUCUCCCAAGAAGGGACUUCUCAUCUCCCCCUAAAAUCUCUGGGAAUCACUCCUCUUCUCUAGGGAUUUAUCUCUCCCAAACAUAGCCUGGGAGUUCCAAAAUAUCUUCCCAAAUAUACCCUGGGGAUCCUGCCUUUUCUGCCCCCCCAGAAGCCAUCUUCUCUAAAAAAAGAUCCCCACAUGGUCCCCCAAUUCUAAGGAAUCCUUUAUUUUCCAAAAAGAAAUCCAUAGACGGUCAUCUCAUCUCCCCCAAAUGUCUCUUGACAGUGACCUGUUCAUUGUUCUAAUAUCUCUCUCUUGGGUAUUCUCAUCUCCUGAAAAUCCCUCCAGAGAUUUAUUUCCCCUAAACAACUCACUGGGAACCCUUCAUUUCCUCUCAAAAUCAUUGUCUUAAAUGUCAUCUUAGGAACCCCUUAUCUCUCCCAGAUAUUUCCCAGGAACCCCUAAUAUCUCCCUAAAUAUCCCUCACAUCCCAAAUAUGGCCCCCAGAUAUGACCCCAUAUUUCCUCAAUAUUCCCCAAGGACCCUUCAUCUUCACCCCAAUAUAUCCCCUAGGGACACUAAUUCCUUCCCAAGAGAUCUCCCUGGGCUAUGUUUUGUGAAAUAUUCUCAAUGUUUUUCCUAUGGAGCUUUUGGGGUCCUCCUUGAGACUCCCCAAUGCCUCUCCUUAUCACCUAUCCUUAU
This is a messenger RNA of Trichosurus vulpecula (common brushtail), 2554 nucleotides long. RefSeq names its product NCCRP1, F-box associated domain containing (gene NCCRP1). The transcript has 7 exons. Gene Ontology annotation, cellular component: SCF ubiquitin ligase complex; cytoplasm. Bases 392 to 1444 code for a protein of 350 amino acids. Gene Ontology annotation, molecular function: ubiquitin protein ligase activity. The record is from RefSeq and is a predicted model, not a curated record. Gene Ontology annotation, biological process: glycoprotein catabolic process; SCF-dependent proteasomal ubiquitin-dependent protein catabolic process. NCBI's taxonomy places the organism in Eukaryota, Metazoa, Chordata, Mammalia, Diprotodontia, Phalangeridae.